Molecule: messenger RNA, 2053 nt
Organism: Anneissia japonica
Lineage: Eukaryota; Metazoa; Echinodermata; Crinoidea; Comatulida; Comatulidae
Product: ficolin-3-like
Exons: 5
Coding region: 838-1836 (332 amino acids)
Source: RefSeq, a predicted model, not a curated record
CAUUUUUUCCGUGGCUAUUCUUACCGUACACCAGGAACGAUACUAACUAUAUGUAUUCGGUACGAUAACAAGUCAGGUAAAAAAAAUCACUCCUCUCAGGAGUAUUUCGUAUCGAUUAUGACACGAGUUUAAAAUGUCGCACAUCUCAAAUGAAGCGAAAGUGUAUUUUCAUAAAAGUUUAUUUUGAUAAUAUGGAGUACAGUAUAUCGUAUCGUUAAUGUUAUUAUUACACUUCUUUUAAAAUAAAAUAUAAUCCUAUGCUUCAAUCAAAAUAAUACCACCUCACUGAAAUAAAAUGUUAAUAGCGGACCGUAAUCAUAGUAUGAAUAAAAACAAAUCUAUAAGAUGGAUUCUUUGUAUCUUCAUUCUUUACAAAAUGCUUUGAUGUUUAUAUUAGUGAAAAAUGAGCGCUUCAUGAAAGCUUUCUUUGACAACAGAUUCUCAUAUUGUGCAUAAACAUGAUAUUUAUUACUUGAUUAUAUAUGCUUCAAUCAAAAUAAUACCACCUCACUGAAAUAAAAUGUAAAUAGCGGACCGUAAUCAUAGUAUGAAUAAAAACAAAACUAUAAGAUGGAUUCUUUGUAUCUUCAUUCUUUACAAAAUGCUUUGAUGUUUAUAUUAGUGAAAAAUUAGCGCUUCAUGAAAGCUUUCUUUGACAACAGAUUUUCCAUAUCGUGCAUAAACAUGAUAUUUAUUACUUGAUUAUAUUAUCAUUUAACGGCUAUGUAAGCAGUAUAUUUUAGUUCUGAUUAAUUUUUUUUUUUUUUGAGAAAUAUCAUAAAGGCCUAACAAUGUACAGUACAUGCAUGACCAUUUGCGUGAACACAACGUCACUGAAUGGUUGUGCGUUACAAAUCUGGAUUAUUUAAAAGUAUUUUUUACAAAAUGUUUCAUGGAAUCAGAAUCAUCCUAGUCACCGUUUUGGUGUGCAGCCCUUUUUUCACUUCAGGAAAAGUCUGUAGCAGGUUUAGAACUGCGACUCUAGCAAAACCAGAUAAUUGGCAAAAUGGUGACUGUGUGCCUAGUAGAACUAUCCAUGCUACCAAAGCAAGAGGUUCGAUCCAAUGUUCAUCGAUGUGUCUACGGCGUUUUCCGGAGUGUAACUCUAUCAGAUACGACAAGGUGUCAAAAUCGUGUGAAUUAUUGGCGUGCAUGAUGCUACCUAAACGAGAAAACAAGAAUUGUAUGACAUAUGGAAUAAAUCUGUCCCGUGAUUGCAGUGAAAUAUUGAAGACAUCUCCGAGUUCUCAAAGUGGAGUAUAUGCAAUUACCAGUAACGACGGAACCAGGACAUGGCCUGUUUACUGCGACAUGGUCACCGACGGUGGAGGAUGGAUAGUUUUUCAGAAACGUCAGUCUGGUUGGACCGAUUUUAAUAAUUCGUGGUUACAUUACAAGAAUGGUUUCGGCACUAUGUGUGAUUUCUGGCUAGGGAACGAACUAAUCCAUCAGAUAACGGCAUCUGGAGAGUACAGCCUUCGACUGGAUAUGACUACGACAAAUGGUGACGUUUACUUUGCAACAUACUCAUCGUUUACCGUCAAUGGAGAGAGUGACAAGUACAGAUUGAAACUUGGAGCUCUAAUAGACGACAAUGCUGGGGACGUACUUUCAAUUGAAAAUGGUAGGGAUUUCUCAACCUACGAUAGAGACAAUGAUGGUAAAAAUAUUGGGCAGUGCGCUGUGACUUUUUCUGGUGGUUGGUGGUAUGGAUGGUGCUUUAAAUGCUGCCUAAAUGGCUUGUUAGUAGACUUCAGGUGCGCAAUUAUUGAUGGGCAUGGUGCGUAUCCCAUGCUGUUGUUGAGUCAUUCGGAGAUGAAGAUGAAGAGGCAGUAAGUCGUUUUCUCUUUUGAGGAAACUUGUAAUAAAAACAAAUUGUAGAAUUUUCAAGUGAGUUUAACAAUUAGUGUUUAAGAUGAAGUACGCAUGGAAAUUAUGUUGAAUGAUAUAGCUCUAUUAUAUUUAUUAUUUGUAAUAUUAAUGUGGUGAAGACUAUUAUAUUGAAUAGAAACAAAUCGAGUACAUUAUACAAUUAGCAAGUCAGACCUUAGAU